Molecule: messenger RNA, 1233 nt
Organism: Eutrema salsugineum
Lineage: Eukaryota; Viridiplantae; Streptophyta; Magnoliopsida; Brassicales; Brassicaceae
Exons: 3
Coding region: 1-1233 (410 amino acids)
Molecular function (GO): zinc ion binding
Source: RefSeq, a predicted model, not a curated record
AUGGCUCAAAUUCCAGUUGUGUACGGUGAGUGGAAGUUUAAGGAGAAUUCAUGGCAUUUUGUUAUUGACAUGGGCAAAGGUGGAAGAAUGUGGUUUUUGAACGAUGGUUGCACCUUUGGGCAGCUUACUGAUAUGGCGCGAGAUGAUUAUAACUUGGGCAAGAAGACUGAGAUCAUCGAGUUAACCUACGCACUACCAGUCUCAAUGUUGCAAAAUAUGGCUCCAGAUACAUUCAGUGAACAAAACCAAUCUGGGAACUGUAUCAGCUCUUCAUGGAAAUACGAGGAUGGUUAUCCUUUGGUGAUAGUUUCUGACAGACAUAUUUCUAUUAAGAAAGCUUGUGAAACUAUUUUCCCAUGGGCAAAACGAGGGAUCUGCUACUACCAUCUACAACAUAACAUAGUAACAAAGUUUAGGGGGAAGCAGUUGCUGUACUUGGUUAAACGUGUGGCUUAUGCUUACAACCUCUAUGACUACAACCGGUACAUGGCGGAGCUGAGACAGAUCAAGCCUGACCUUGCUGACUAUUUGGAAGAAGCCGAUGUCUCUCUUUGGUCCCGAGUUCAUUUUGUUGGAGACAGAUACAAUAUUAAGACUAGCAAUGUUGCAGAGUCUAUAAAUGAUGCACUUAAGAAAGCCCGUGGCUAUCCCAUUUCAUUCCUCUUGGAUUUCAUACGAGAGAAGCUCGGACGGUGGUUUUUAAAACGCAGAGAGGAUGCUUUGAGUCUCACAACACAUAAUACUCGGGGAGUGGAGUAUUUGCUAGCGAUUCGUGGACAUUAUGCAGAUGCAAUGGAGGUGGACCGAAUUGACACUUGGAGAUACUAUGUGAAAGGAGGAACCAGGAAUUGUAUUGUUGAUUUGGAACAUGGAAUGUGUGAAUGUGGUGUGUUUUAUAUCGAGAAGAUCCCAUGUUCACAUGCUAUUGCAGCUGCAUUAGCCGGUGGGAUAGCUGUGGAUUCCCUUGUAUGUCCGACUUACUCAAAAAACUACUUGUUUGCCGCAUACUCUGCCAACAUAUAUCCCCAAAUUUCAGAGGUCCAAGGAGGCCCAACAUCAAUAUGUCUGCCACCAGACAUUCGCCGUGCACCAGGCAGACGGAAGAAGUCUCGGUGGCAAUCAUGGCUAGAAAUUGCUAAGAGGAAAAGCAAGAAGCCAAGGAAGCUGCACAAAGUAUACAGCUGCUCCCAAUGCAAGCAACCUGGUCAUAACCUUCCGAAUUGUGUAAGUUGA